This is a messenger RNA of Monoraphidium neglectum, 1701 nucleotides long. RefSeq lists its product as hypothetical. Gene Ontology annotation, molecular function: nucleic acid binding. The record is from RefSeq and is a predicted model, not a curated record. The transcript has a single exon. NCBI's taxonomy places the organism in Eukaryota, Viridiplantae, Chlorophyta, Chlorophyceae, Sphaeropleales, Selenastraceae. The coding region runs from base 1 to 1701 and encodes 566 amino acids.
AUGGCUUUUGUGGGCGGCGAUCAGCACCCUGCCCGCUACCAGCCAGCCCAGCAGACAGAGCCCCCCGGGCCAGGUGUCCACAGAUCGUCGGGGCCGCUCCCUCCACAAGUCCCCGCGGGCGCCGCCGGCCACCCGGCGCUUGCUGGCGGCGCGGCCACCCGCGGCGCCGGCAGCCGCGGCGGCUGGGCGGGCAGGCAGAUGCUCGAGCAGUCGUUUGCGCGGACGGGCUUGCGUGAUGGGGUGCUUGGUGGGGGGAACCAGCGUGCAGCCGGCAGUGCCGAGCUGCAGCAGCAGCAGCAACAACAGCAGCAGCAGCAGCAGCAGGCAGUGCAACAGCAGGCGCUGCAACAGGAAACGCAGCAACACGAGGAGCAGCAUCACCAGCAACAACAACAGCAGCAGCAGCAGCAGCAGCAGCAGCAGCAGCAGCAGCAGCAGCAGACGUACAUACACCAACAGCAGCAGAAGCAGCAAAAGCAGCAAAAGCAGCAGCAGCAGCGGCGGCAGCGUCAAGGAGAGCGCGCAGGCACCACACGGGCCCAGCGCGCGCGGCCGGCGGUGCACCGCCUGAGCCCGUGCACCCGGAAGCUCACCAUGCAGUGCGCGCGGUCUGUGCAGCGCCACGCGCGCCUGGGCAAGAUGGUGCACCUGCCAUCAGAGACCGACGGCCAGGCCGUGGCGGCGCUCAAGGCGCUCGCACACGCGCGCUGCAUGGCGCUCGCGCACGGGGGGCCGGGGCUCGCCUUCCAGCUGGCCGUCGGGAAAGAGCGCCCAGCGGCGCCCGCGCGGGACGAGGAGGCGGGGGCGGCGGUGCUCGCGGACAGCCGCAGCAAGACCGGCGGCAGCGGCGGCAAGGACGCAGUUGGUGGCGGGGCCUCGCGGCUGGUGUUGGUGGCUGCGCAGGUCGACGAAUCCCGACUGCUGCGCUUCGACCCCGCGCCCCUGAUCGCGUCGCGGCACGGCGGACCCGAGCGGCUCGCCACGGCGCUGCGCGCGCGCGUGGCCGCUCAGGGCUUCGCCACCGUGCGCGCGCUCGGCCCCGAGGCUGCGCGCUGCGCGCUGGCCGCGCUGGCCCUCUCCCAGAAGCAGCUGCGGCGCCGCGGCGGCGACCUCUGUGUGAUCCCGAUGCGCCACGUCAUCGAGGCUGCAACCGCCGCCGCGCUGCAGCAGCAGCGGCAGCAGCAGCAGCAGUGGGAGGCCGGCGGCGGCGGCGCCCUGGCGUCGUACCACGACCUGCCAAUGGUGCAGGGGGGGCAGCAGCACCAGCAGUGGGCGGAUUCAUGGGAGGAUGCUGACGAGGACGACCCUCGGCUGGUCACGAUGAUGUCACUGCACGUCGUGCGCUGCGCUCCCGCGACUGGCGCCGGCGCCGCGUGGGAGCUGCAGCCCUGGGCGCUCGGGGCGCCGCCGCCAGCGGCUGCGCGGCGCGCCGCGCGCGCGCUCACGCCGCCCGCGGCCGCCGCGGCGACGUGGCUGCCCGCGGGCGACACUGUCCCGGCCGCGGCCCCUGCCGCCGGCGUGGCCGCGGCCGAGCCCAAUGGCGCGUCGCUGGUGGGAGACAUCGGGAGUGAGCAUGGGGAGGAGCUGCACCCCGGGUUGGUGGUGCUAUCGGCCUCGAGCGGCGGCCACGCCGCCCGCCGCGCGCACACCAGUGAGUGGGCGGCCGAGCCCGUUCAGGCCACAGCGCACCUGGGGGCCUGA